Schizosaccharomyces osmophilus is the source of this 1266-nucleotide messenger RNA. RefSeq names its product 19S proteasome regulatory subunit Rpn6 (gene rpn6). Lineage: Eukaryota; Fungi; Ascomycota; Schizosaccharomycetes; Schizosaccharomycetales; Schizosaccharomycetaceae. The record is from RefSeq and is a predicted model, not a curated record. Bases 1 to 1266 code for a protein of 421 amino acids. Gene Ontology annotation, cellular component: proteasome regulatory particle, lid subcomplex. Gene Ontology annotation, biological process: ubiquitin-dependent protein catabolic process. The transcript is spliced from 3 exons. Gene Ontology annotation, molecular function: structural molecule activity.
AUGUCGUCAAACGCCAGCAUUGAACAAGCAGGAGCUGAGCUAAAAAGCAAGAACUUUGCGAAAGCAGAGAUCAUCUAUAGGGAGAUUCUUCAAAAAGAUGUAAAGAAAGAUGACUCUCUAAUUAACGAGCAAGAACAAGCGAUAAUCGGCUUGAGCGAUCUCUAUGUUGCUGAAAAUCGUCAUGGAGAUUUAGCUAAAUUCGUGCAAGAAGUUAGACCGUUGAUGUCGAAUUUUUCGAAAGCCAAAUCAGCAAAAAUUAUUCGUACAUUGAUCGAUAAGUUUUCCGGUGCGAAAAGUUCACUACUUUUGCAAAUUGAAGUCACGAAAAGCUGUAGGGAAUGGGCUAUUGACGAAAAGCGAACCUUUCUUCGUCAAGCCUUAGACACGAAGCUUAUUUCUUUAUAUUAUGAAAAUAGCUCUUAUACCGAUGCCAUCAACCUAACGAAUACUAUUCUUUUUGAACUCAAAAGGAUGGAUGAUAAAAUGCUUCUCACGGAAGUUCAUUUACUAGAAUCUAGAGUUUAUCAUGCCAUUCGAAACAUUCCCAAAGCUCGUGCUUCCCUUACCGCUGCUCGUACGGCCGCUAAUGCCAUAUACUGCCCUGCUGCCCUUCAAGCCAGCUUAGAUAUGCAAAGCGGUAUUUUACAUGCUGAAGAGGCAGACUUUAAAACCGCUUACUCCUAUUUUUAUGAAGCUUAUGAAGGUUACAACUCAUUGGACGACGUGAAAAAGGCUCUUUCUUCUUUCAAAUAUAUGCUACUUUCUCAGAUCAUGUUAAACUCUAUAUCUGAGGUAAAAUCUUUGUUAACAGGAAAGCACUCUGUGAAGUACUCUGGAAGGGAGAUAGACGCCAUGCGUGCUGUCGCCCAAGCUCAUGAAAAUCGUUCUCUCGCUGAAUUUGAAAAGGCCUUACAAGACUUCAAGCAAGAAUUGGCCUCUGAUCCUAUAAUCCGUUCUCAUCUUAGCACUUUAUAUGAUAACCUCUUAGAACAAAACUUACUUCGUGUCGUAGAACCUUACAGUCGCAUCGAAGUUUCACACAUUGCCAAUUUGAUUGGUCUUUCUACCGUACAAGUUGAAGGUAAACUUAGUCAAAUGAUUUUAGACAAAGUGUUUUAUGGAAUUCUUGAUCAAGGUAGCGGCGUCUUAAUUGUCUUUGAUGAACCCCAACAAGAUAAAACUUACGAGGCUGCUUUGGAGGUCAUUAAGAACAUGGGAACAGUUGUUGAUCUUUUAAUUGAAAACAAAGCUUCUGCUUUACUUUAA